Molecule: messenger RNA, 2848 nt
Organism: Centropristis striata (black sea bass)
Lineage: Eukaryota; Metazoa; Chordata; Actinopteri; Perciformes; Serranidae
Gene: pstpip1a
Product: proline-serine-threonine phosphatase interacting protein 1a
Exons: 14
Coding region: 1303-2553 (416 amino acids)
Biological process (GO): actin filament polymerization
Cellular component (GO): plasma membrane; cytoplasm; actin filament
Molecular function (GO): actin filament binding
Source: RefSeq, a predicted model, not a curated record
AUUGUGGGUUUCCUGUUAAUCAGUAAUUAAAUAGCAAUUUUUUUUCCUCAUAGCAGUAAGUAAAGCAUCAGGAACUGGCCAAGCACAAACAGUAAUCAGUUGACCAAUUAUCUAAACUUCACAUUGUGAAGUUCCCCUUUCCUUUUUAUUGCAACCCUGUUAUUCAGUACUCUCAUGUCAAAUGCAAACAGAUAACAAUAUGUAACUGUCACUCAUUUUACUUCCACACCAGUCAAAUUAGUCGAGUAAGAACUCUUUUGCAUGCAGGGGGUUUUAGGUACUUCUCCCACUUUGUUUCUUUCCAUUCAGACCCCGGCAACAGCAUGUAACAAUUUCCAUUCUUGGUGAGAAACCACAAUACCUCUAGGUGGAAAAUCUCAGAAGUUAUCAAAGUAAAACUUGCUGUUGAAUGUCAUUUAAAUAAUCACCUGUUGCCAAACUUUUAAUUUGCACCUUUUAAAUACUGAGCAUUUAAGACACAGUAACAUUGAGUAUUAACAUCAUUUAUUUUGACUUUUAUUUGAAAUUUUAACAGUAUGUGUGGUUUGUAUUAAGACAAUACAAUAGUGGCAAAAAUACUUUUUCCAUGCACUGUUCUUUCAGAGUAGUGAAGAGGAAAACAUACAAAUUAUACAUCUAGGUGUUUAUUUUACUACAUCGUGUCUGUGUAUUUGUGUCUGUAAAUGUCCCCUAAAUUCAACAAAAGUUAACAUUAGAUACAGUCUCAUUAGCAUAUUCAAACAUUUCAGAAAAAUUGUCUUGCAAAAAAAAUUAUAUCAUUAAUGUAAAUCAUCAACUAGUGAAGUUACAUGUUAAUAUCUAUUUGUUCAAAAUGUUCACCCUAUACACCUGUUUUGAUACAGUACAUAUCUUCAAAGUCUAUUUUCUCAAAAUUGUUUUUUUCUCAAUCUGAACCAGAAAUCUGCACUUAAGUACACCACGUUUUCCAGUUUCAUUCCUAUAUAUUCCUAUAUCAUUCAUGUAACGUUUUAUUCCUAAAACAUGGCAACAUUUUAUCUUUUUUUUUUAUGGCUGUUGACAUAUUUUCAAAUUUAUGGAGUGAUAAAGAGAGAUGUCUAACAUUUCCUCUUUGAAAAUCACUAAUAUGACAAAAAAACAAUUUGGAACCUGGCUUUAACCAAUCUUCAGAUUUCUGUUGUGGAAAUGUAUGAAUAUUACUACAUAUUUAAUAAGAUGAUGCCUCAUUUGAAUGUUUAAACACAACAUUUCCGGUGUAAGCAAACAAUUGGGGAAGUUUCUAUCUAUAUAUUUCUAUGUAUCUAUUAGUUAAAAUCUCCCUUAAUGCCUGUGAUCAUUUCCCUUAUCACUGAGAGUAAUAAGUUUUUGUAUUUAUUGUUGCAGGGAGUGGAUUUCAUUAGUAAUGUUGGGUAUGAGACUAUAACUCAUAGACUUAAUGAUGGUCGACGGACGUGCAAAGACAUGGAGGAGCUCAUGAAAAUGAGGGCAUCAGCAGAAGAGAAAUAUGGCAAGGAACUGAUCACAAUUGCACGCAAGGCUGGGGGUACAUAUGAGAUCUGCACUUUGAGAACGUCUUUUAACGAAAUGAAAACACAAAUUGAAAACAUAGGGAACUUGCACCUUCAGCUGUCUGGACGCCUAAAGGAGGAGGUGAAGAGAAUGGAGCAGUUCAGAGAGCGACAGAAAGAGCAGAGAAAAAAGUUUGAAGUCAUCAUGGAGAAGGUCCAGAAGACAAAAGUCUCCCUCUACAAGAAAACAAUAGACUCUAAAAGAUCAUAUGAGCAGCGCUGCAAGGAGGCAGAUGAGGCAGAGCAAAACGCUGAGAAGAUGGGCAAUGCGCCAACAGCCACUCCCAAACAGAUUGAGAAGAUGAACAACAAAUCCAAACAGUGCAGAGAAGCUGCAGAGGAGGCUGAAAAACAGUACGAAUCCAACAUUGAGCAGCUUGACAAAAUUCGUCAAGAGUGGGAGUCAACACACAUCAACACAUGUGAGGUGUUUCAGCAGCAGGAAGAAGACAGAAUCAGCGUACUUAGGAAUGCAUUGUGGGUGCACUGUAACCAUUUAUCAAUGCAGAGUGUGCAAGAUGAUGAGUGUUACGAGAAUGUGAGAAAAACACUGGAAAUGUGUGACAUCAUCGCAGACAAUAAUAGCUUUGUGGAGAUGAAAAAAACCGGCUCGACCCCUAUAGCUCCUAUCGGAUUCCAAAGUUACUACGAGACGGAGGCUACAGACAGAAAUGGCAGUGCUGGAUUUGUUGGAGGAGUCAUGAAAAGGUUUUCAAAUCUUCUGCAGGGGAACUGUGGCUCCAAAUUGAGCAUCAAUGAAAACGUUGCACAACCUACUGCAGAGACAUCAGAAGGAGUGUAUGCUUCCAUUCCUGGAUGUCAGGACUCCCAGUCAAGCAGCGAGGGGUACCAGGUCAUGUAUGACUACGUGGCACAGGGGGAUGAUGAGCUCACAGUGUCUGCAGGGGAUGUUGUGGCUGUCUUAGAGCAAGGUGAGGACGGCUGGUGGAUGGUGAAAAGAAAUGGCUUAUCUGGAUUGGUCCCAGGCUCUUACCUCACCAAAUGAGUGACAUCCAUACGUAGGAUUACAUGACUACAUUUUCUCUUGUAAUAUUUUUUAAUGGCCUUGUCAUUGCAAACUACCUUGCGGUCUGAUUUUACCGGGUCAUAUUUGUGUUGCAUGCAUCAUUAAAGCCUCUAUGAGUAGGAUUUGACUAUGAGAGGAUCAUAAAAGACCCUGAAUGAAAAGCUUAAUGUUCCAGGUUUUUUUUUUUUUUUUUUACAAAGCAUCAUGCUGUUUAUUUAGAAAUAGAUUUUUAUAACAUAAUAAUCAUACAGAUAGGGGCAGUCACAUAGAGUAA